Raphanus sativus (radish) is the source of this 862-nucleotide messenger RNA. RefSeq lists its product as uncharacterized. Gene Ontology annotation, biological process: RNA processing. The transcript has 6 exons. NCBI's taxonomy places the organism in Eukaryota, Viridiplantae, Streptophyta, Magnoliopsida, Brassicales, Brassicaceae. Bases 29 to 724 code for a protein of 231 amino acids. Gene Ontology annotation, molecular function: ribonuclease III activity. The record is from RefSeq and is a predicted model, not a curated record.
GAGAUAGAAUAGAAUUAGAAAAAAAAAAAUGGCGAUUCUAUCAGUAAGCGCUAGUCUGGUGAGAGCUGCUUUAGAUACGAAGCCUAAGCUCCUCCUCAGAUACAAUCCCAAUGCGCCGCGUAACGUCAACAGAAACCCUAAUUCUACCUCACCUCCACCGUCGUCGACAGUCUUAACAACAACGGGAAGAAGCGUCUCCUCCGUUUCUGAUUUGCUCAAACGUCCCCCAAGCAAAGAAGAGGUUGGUGAUGAUUAUGAGAAAUGGUUUCCAAGUCCACCGAAAGUGAAGAAGCCUAGAUCCGUCUUCAAUGCUGCCUCCCUUGCUUACAUUGGCGAUUCCAUCUACGAGAUAUAUGCUCGUCGCCAUUUUCUUUUCCCUCCACUUAGUAUCGAAGAAUACAACGACCGUGUUCGAGCAGUCGUCCGAUGUGAAGCACAAUAUGCUUUGCUUCACAAGCUCCUUGAUGAGGAUUUCUUAACUAAAGAUGAAAGAGAGAUACUUCGGUGGGGAAAAAACGUUGGCUCGGUUAAAACAAGGUCAACUAGGCGUGCUGGUGUUGCGGUCUAUAACAAGGCCUCAUCACUGGAAACACUUAUUGGCUAUUUGUAUCUAGCAAACGGCAAGAGAUUAGAAGAAAUAAUGCAGAAGCUGGGAUUCUCAAGUGGUUCUUCAACAGAGAUAAUGGUCAAGGAGGCCAAGCACAAACUAUCAGCUUUAAAAUAAAACUUUUAUACGUAUAUAGCUGUAUCGUUGAAAAUGUUCAAAAACAUUGAUUCGACUUCAUCAAAAACGUUACCGAGUUUUGGUGAUGUUUUGUUUUAACUUUUAACUAAGUCCUAAGAGAGAGUGUUUUGGUGAGAA